This is a messenger RNA of Phragmites australis (common reed), 776 nucleotides long. RefSeq names its product arabinogalactan protein 1-like. Bases 121 to 534 code for a protein of 137 amino acids. The record is from RefSeq and is a predicted model, not a curated record. NCBI's taxonomy places the organism in Eukaryota, Viridiplantae, Streptophyta, Magnoliopsida, Poales, Poaceae. The transcript has a single exon.
CCACCCUUUUUAUAUCCCUUUCGCACGCUUCCAAGCAGCGACUCCCCCACUUGCGGAAGCCCACCACCCCAAAAACCCAAACCCUAGACGUGCUCUUCGCCGCCGCCGCCUCCCUGCCCCAUGGCGUGCUUCCACCUCGUGGCAGUGGCCAUGGCCCUGCUCUUCGCCGCCGCCGCGGCACAGGCCCCGGGCGCCUCCCCGACGCCCGCGCCCCGGGCCCAGCCCCCGGCGACCCCUCCGCCGCCUCCGCCCCCGGCGCCAGCCCCCGUGCCUCCCCCCGCGCAGCCCCCGGCGACGCCUCCCACGGCCUUCGCCCCCGCGCCUGCCCCGAAGGCUCCUGCCCCGGCGCCCAAGGCCGCGGCUCCCACCCCGGGGAUCCCCCUCUCGCCGCCGGCGCCGGCGCCGGGCUCGAUCGCCCAGACUCCGUCCGAGGCCCCGGUCUCCCCUCCGCCGCCCAGCGCCGCGUCCAGCGUCGCCCCCGCGUGGGCCGCCGCCGGCGCCACCCUGGCAGCCGCCGCGGCCGUCUUCUACUGAGAUCCGCGCUGAUGUGACGUGACGUGGCCUCAGCUCGAUGCCACCGCUACUGCUAUUUAUUCGUCUCGCUUUCGGGUUUGCUCAUUCCAUUCAGUUUUAGUCUAGGGCUCGUCAGAUCUGAUAUAGCGCUUGUGCGUGUGGGAGAUAGAGAUUGAUUUGAGACAGUGCUAUGGGUUGCCAUUGUAUAAUGCCCCGUUUCUAUGUGGCGCAUUCUUUCUACGUCACUUCUACUAGUAUUACCA